AUGCCAAUAUCGUCUUUAUUCGAUCUUUUGGGUGAACCAGUUAUGGUAACGCUUAUCGAUGGAUCAGAGACGUUGGGCAAUAUUUUUACGAUUGAUCCAUUGAAUUUUACGCUGAUACUUUUUCACUUCGAAAAUCAAGGUUUUAAAAAUUUUGUAGAUAGAAGAUAUAAAAGGAAAUCGUCAAAAAAACAAGUGAUUUCGUGGCUUGGUGAUAAUCAUGUUCCUGUUAGCGAACUAGAUGAUGGUUCAAUUUCUAUUUUGGGCUCUGUCACUGUUAAUCCUCCGUUCUAUCCUGAAGAUUGUAUGUGUGACAAUGUAAUUGUUUUAUCGCGAGUUCGCAAGUUGAUUGAAGAUCUACCUCAGUUAUGA
This is a messenger RNA of Dracunculus medinensis (Guinea worm), 369 nucleotides long. Lineage: Eukaryota; Metazoa; Nematoda; Chromadorea; Rhabditida; Dracunculidae. The record is from the annotation of a GenBank genome assembly.